Messenger RNA from Acytostelium subglobosum LB1, 1362 nucleotides. RefSeq lists its product as hypothetical. Lineage: Eukaryota; Evosea; Eumycetozoa; Acytosteliales; Acytosteliaceae. Bases 1 to 1362 code for a protein of 453 amino acids. Gene Ontology annotation, molecular function: protein binding. The transcript is spliced from 3 exons. The record is from RefSeq and is a predicted model, not a curated record.
AUGUUGAAUGAUGCGUUGGUCGUUCCUUCGUCCAACACAGAACCUCAACAACCAUGGACUGAGCCUAGUACAACUUUAUCAACAGAGAUAACAGAGACGAUACCAACAGAACCAUCAUCAUCAUUGGAAACAACGAUUGUGACAACAACAACUUAUAGAUGGUCCAAUCUGAAGACAUGUUGUUAUGCACCUUUGAUGACUAGACGUAGGCUAGAUGAUGAUGUUGUUGAUCAUGAAGAUCAGUUCACAAAGAGUAUCAAGUGGUCACCUGAUGGAACAUGUCUACUAACAUGUGGAGAGGACAGAUCACUUCAUCUCUAUGAAUUACCACACAGCGCAUACUCGUCUUCAUUGACAUCAGACACAACAGACACAGACAGUCAGGCCACACAGAUCAAUCCAGUGUUUAGUAUACAUGAACAUGACACUGUGUACGACUAUGCAUGGUACCCUUAUAUGAACUCGAGCAAUCCUUCAACAUGUCUCUUUGCAACAACGAGCAAGGACACACCCAUUCAUCUCUGGAAUGCAUUCACAGGCAAGCUAGCCUACAGUUACAUCCCAUGGAAAGAUCCUGAUUGUCUCGAGGCUGCAAUAUCAAUCCAAUUCAACAAUGAUGGUUCCAAACUAUACUCUGGAUUCAAGAAGAACAUAAAGAUAUUCGACCUGCAACGACCUGGAGAUGAUUAUGUCGAGUUUGAUACGUUUAUAAAGAGAGGGAGGAAUCAGAGUAGACAGAACUACUUCCCUGGAUUGCCUGGAAUAGUCAGUUGUAUAGCAUUCGAUCGAUCACGUCAGAGUGGCUUCUACGCCGUGGCCACAUACAAUGGCAACAUCGGCCUGUUUGACGAAGCCAACGACGACCUCAUCGACAUCCUGCCCUAUCCACAAUCAGCGCCACUGCGCGGUAUCACACAGUUACAGUUCUCUCCCGAUGGCAGCCAUCUGUUUGCUGGCUAUCGCAAGUCAGAAUACAUCAUUGGAUGGGACCUACGCACGACCACCGCAGUCGAGACCUACUCACUACAUCGUCCGGUCAACUCGAACCAAAGAUAUACAUUCGACAUUGAUCGAAGUGGACGAUACUUGAUCACUGGUGGGCAGGAUGGAGUGAUGCUAACAUACGACCUGGCCAUCACUGGCAACACUCCAACACCAAUUGCCACUCAACCACUCACAGGCAACGACAACCAACGUAGUCUCAACUCUGUACAAUUCCAUCCUUAUCUUGACAUCAUUGCCGCGAGCACAGGUGAGCGAGUGUUCAACAUCCCAGACGACGAUGAAGCACCCAAACUUGAACAUGAACAUGGACAUGAGAGAUCUCUGACGCCAAAGUUAUCUUUCUCAAUGUGGAGGUAA